This is a messenger RNA of Centropristis striata (black sea bass), 4137 nucleotides long. Its product is annotated as matrix metalloproteinase-16-like. Gene Ontology annotation, biological process: extracellular matrix organization; proteolysis; collagen catabolic process. Bases 343 to 2181 code for a protein of 612 amino acids. The transcript has 11 exons. Gene Ontology annotation, cellular component: extracellular matrix. Lineage: Eukaryota; Metazoa; Chordata; Actinopteri; Perciformes; Serranidae. The record is from RefSeq and is a predicted model, not a curated record. Gene Ontology annotation, molecular function: zinc ion binding; metalloendopeptidase activity.
GCAGCUAUGCCGCGCGCUGCAGAAAACCAGCUGGACGCGUCCGCUCGGAACAACGGCCGGUGCACCGGAGGACUGACCCGGGGACUGCGGGACCGGGAGGCUGCUGACAGGCGUUAACAGUGAGACUUUCCCCGGGGAAACCUCCUCCAGAAACCACGGAGAAAACCACCUCGCUUUCUCCCCGUUUCCCCUCUCCUCUCCUCCGCUUCCAGCAGCACGAGACGCCGAGACAUCAGCAAUGUUGCUGCUAAACGUGUAGGAUUUAUCCCCGCUGUCCCUUUGUUUGCACCGACUGUAAAUAAAACUGAACAGAGACAAUAAGCGACAACAGCGGGGUUCACUAUGGUUUUAUUGGCGCUCCGCAAUAGGAAAUGUGUUAAUAGCUGCUGUAUGGGGACGUUAUGCUUGCAGUUGUUGCUGUGGAUUUUAUGUGCCGUGAACGGAGAGGAGCAGCCGUUCAGUGUGGAGGCAUGGCUCCAGAGGUACGGCUACCUCCCUCCUGCAGACCCCAGAAUGUCGGUGCUGCGUUCUGCACAAGACAUGCAGUCAGCUAUCGCUGCCAUGCAGCGCCGCUACGGCCUCCAUGUCACAGGGAUCCUGGACAGCAACACUUUAGUCGAUAACACGAUAAGGUGGAUGAAGAAGCCCAGAUGUGGAGUUCCUGACCAGAUAGGAAACGCUCACAGAUUCAGUGUGAGGAAACGGCGGUACGCCCUAACGGGUCAGAAGUGGCAACACAAACAUAUCACAUACAGCAUAAAGAACGUGACACCCAAAGUGGGUGCGGAGGAGACCCACGACGCCAUUCGGCGAGCCUUUGACGUUUGGCAAAAUGUGACGCCGCUUCGCUUUGAGGCUGUGCCCUACAGCGAGCUGGAGAGGACCAAGAAAGACGUGGACAUCACCAUCAUCUUCGCUUCAGGUUUCCAUGGCGAUAGCUCGCCCUUUGACGGAGAGGGUGGCUUUCUGGCCCACGCCUACUUUCCAGGGCCGGGAAUAGGAGGCGACACGCACUUUGACUCAGAUGAACCGUGGACAUUGGGAAACCCCAACCAUGACGGUAACGACUUGUUCCUGGUGGCGGUCCACGAGCUCGGCCACGCGCUGGGCCUGGAACACUCCAACGACCCCACGGCCAUCAUGGCUCCUUUCUACCAGUACAUGGACACGGACAACUUCAAACUGCCCAUGGACGACCUGCUGGGCAUCCAGAAGAUCUAUGGGCCUCCCGAUAAGCUUCCCCAGCCCACCAAGCCUUUGCCGACGGUGCCGCCUGCCCGUUCCCACCCUCCAUCAGACCCCCGUAAGCCCGACAGGCAGACCCGACCCCCGAGGCUGCCCCCCGGAGACAGGCCGUCCCACCCCAACUCUAAACCCAACAUCUGUGAUGGCGGCUUCAACACACUCGCCAUACUGAGGAGAGAAAUGUUCGUGUUCAAGGACCACUGGUUCUGGCGGGUGAGAGACAACUCAGUGAUGCCCGGGUACCCCAUGCUCAUCAGUGUCUUCUGGAGGGGCCUGCCGCCAAAGAUAGACGCCGUCUAUGAGAACAGCGAGGGCAAGUUCGUCUUCUUCAAAGGGAAACAGUUCUGGGUGUUUAAGGACACAGUGUUGCAGUCCGGAUACCCCAAGGACAUCUCCCAGUUCGGCCACGGCAUGCCGGCCCAGAGCAUCGAGACGGCCGUGUGGUGGGAGGACGUGGCCAAGACCUACUUCUUUAGAGGGGACAGGUACUGGCGUUACAAUGAGGAGAUGAGGACCAUGGACCCCGGCUAUCCCAAGCCCGUCACAGUGUGGAGAGGUGUGCCUGAUUCGCCACAGGGGGCCUUCGUGGACAAAGCCAAUGGUUACACCUACUUCUACAAGGGGAAGGAGUACUGGAAGUUCAACAACCAGUUGCUGCGUGUGGAGCCCGGCUACCCGCGCUCCAUCCUCAAGGACUUCAUGGGCUGCGACCUGACGCCCAUCGACCCCGCCCGGCCGCCGGGCGACGACGGCAACUCCGACGUGGUGAUCGAGCUGGACAACGAGGCCAACACGGUGAAGGCCAUCGCCAUCGUCAUCCCCUGCGUGCUGGCGCUGUGCCUGCUGGUGCUGGUCUACACCGUGGUGCAGUUCAAGAGGAAGGGCACGCCGCGCCACAUACUGUACUGCAAACGCUCCAUGCAGGAAUGGGUCUGAACUAUGGGACAGAGAGGAGGAGGGGGGGCCAGUGAGGACAGUUGAAACAGGAGGACGCCCCCCCUCCUCUACAGAGCAGGUAGUGGACUCUGGACACAUAGCCACGCCUCCUCUAACGGGUCACCUGACACCUUCGCUCAGACCCGAUGAAACAACCAGACGGCCCGUUGGCGGCCCUGAAGGACUUGAAGUUGACUCCGCUUCCCCCCAGCCUUUUUAACAAACAGGGGAGCAGAGGGACAGUUUAUGGGGACGCUUCUUUGCCUGAUAUGACAUUCAGUCCCGGUAAAAAACAAAGAGGGUCACUCUGGCAUCACUUUGUAUCUCAGAAACUUGACUUCCUGUCCCAUUCCUGUUUGAUUUCUUUGCCUGACUGCUUUUAAUCAGAAGGACAGAGGACUUUUCGGGGGACACCCUCUUCCCACAGGGCGCCGCAUCGUCAUCGGUCAUAUCAGGUUGUUUGAUGAAACAACAGUUUUCUAUUUUCUGACCCUGGUGCCCCCCACCACCUCAUACUGCGCUCAGAAGAUAAACAGUCUCAGAUAAACACCAGUUAAUCACAUUUCCAAUCCUCAAUCCUUUUUCUUUUUCUUUUAAAUUUCCAAUAUUUUUUAAAUUCUUUUGAGAAAAGGAGGUCCUCACUGUUCCCUUUAACACGCUCCUGAGGAAGAGACCAAAUGAAACCAAAUAAAAUCAAUUUCUCUCCAAAGAGGAUUACAUUUUUUCUUUUUUCUUUUUUCUCAUUUCAGUUCAUCCUUCCUUCCCUUCUCUGGAUCCUUUGCAGCGAUUAAGAGUCGGGGAGCUCUGACUGUUGUGGCAGUCUGUUUGAGACACAGGGGCCAAAUUAUUCUGCAAUAUUUUAACUCGCCUUAAUUAUAGAUCAUACUACUUGUGCUUGGUUUUGCUGUUCUUGGGGUUUUUUCUUUUUUUUAAUUUGUAUACCGCUUUUGUUUUUGUUUGUCUGUUUGUAAAAGGAGCUAAUUGAGAGCUUCUUGUGAUUGCUAUUUUAUGGUUUUUAUUACAUUACCCAGAAUUCUCAGCACUGGCUUGCUGAGCCAUUCUGGACAGAAUAUACAGUAGGGUCAGCCUGUAUUGAGAGUUAUGUAUUGUAUCGUUAAAAGAUGUCAGAAGGUUCUGGAGUAAAGCCACUAUUUUUGUGUGUUAAGAUAUUUGUUACUGUUAUCAUUUCCAUACAACAGAAAUCAGGCUAAUUAUGAGCUUGAGUGCUUGUUAAUGGAUUUGCUGAUGUUAUUUUUUGUCCUUGGCCCAUAUUCCCCUCAGUUUAAAGAAGUGUGCAUCCAAAAUGGUCAUUCUGUAUGGUUCAUUGUGAAUGGACAGACCAUUUUUUUUAAAGAAUCCUGUUGACUGCCUUGUUUGAGAGAGCUCACAGUUCCCACAAUGCUCUUGUCUCCUGACUGAGGACCCACAAAGUGAGACACCAAGUCAAGAUCAGUGCCUGUGUCAACGUGCAUGCAAGAAUUUACUGUACAUCCAACUGGUUCUGCUCAACGUGGCUUUGGAACCCCUCAAUAGCUGAGGAGGAAGUUUUCUCUUGAAAAUACUGUUUGCAUUUAUUUUUGUAUAUUUUAAGUGUACCCCAACCCCCCUCCCUUACCUCCAGGUACAGUUAAAUCGAAGAAAAAAAACCUUUAAAAGAUUCAAGUGGUACAUUUGGGAAAUCUUUGGGAGAUUUGAUGGGUAUUUGGCAAAAAAAAAAAAAGUGGCUUCAACAAAAAAACAAUGGUUAGCAAACAUGUAGUGUCCUCGCUGUCGUGGCGAGAAGUCUUUGAAUGUGUGUCUGUUUUCAUGAUCACAUACUGGUUUUUCUUUCUUUCCUGUUUUCUGGUCAAAACAAAUUGGACAUCUCACAAUGACUUCUUUGUGUAAGACUUUGGGACAUUGGGGAAAUGUGUCCUGACAGAAUGAAUAAAUUGAUCAAUAUAUGAUUAAGAGCUG